Linum tenue is the source of this 1392-nucleotide messenger RNA. The record is from the annotation of a GenBank genome assembly. Lineage: Eukaryota; Viridiplantae; Streptophyta; Magnoliopsida; Malpighiales; Linaceae.
AUGGCAAGGUACCGGAGCCGCAGCCGGAGUUACAGUCCCCGCCGCCCCCGCAGCAGGACCCCUCCUCGACUGCGCAAGCGGCACGACGACGACGGCAGUUACCGCGACAGCCGUUCCCGUAGAGACCGACGGUCCCCUCUUCCUUCUGGUUUGCUCGUCCGUAAUCUCCCUCUCACCGCUAGCGCUGAGGAUCUCAGGAUCCCGUUUCAGAAGUAUGGCCCUGUUAAAGAUAUCUAUCUGCCUAAGAAUUACCAUACUGGGGAGCCUCGAGGCUUUGGGUUUGUCAAGUAUCGUUAUGGCGAGGAUGCAGCGAUAGCUAAGGAAAGAAUGAAUCAUAGAUUUAUUGGUGGACGGGAGAUUCGGAUUGUUUUUGCUGAGGAAAACCGGAAAACUCCUCAGGAAAUGUCUUCAACUGGUGGCCGUACAAGUCGACAUGGUGGUAGCAGUAGGCACAGAUCACCACCAAGGUCUCCAAGACGCAGAUUCCGAUCUUCAUCACGCUCUGCUUCGCCACCUAGGAGAGACACGAGUUAAGAAAAGAAUAUAAAGCUUAUAGUUGGCACAAAGAGUAAUCAUCAUCUUCAAAGAGGGAAGCUAGUCCAAAGUUUUACUGGUAGAGAGAUGUCAUGGCCUUGUCCCAGAAAACAAAAGAUAGACUGAUUUCUUAGGAUGUUGGGGCAAAGAGAUUGAGAACUGUGAAGUUAGCAAGAUGCUGAUCCGGCCAGUACAAUCCUUGUAGAGCCCAGCUCUCAAAGUGUUUUGGAUCAAGUAUCAUUAUUUGUACUGGAAUCCUGAAAUGGUAACAGGGAUCACAGAGUGAGGGAUGACCACCAUACUUCAAGGAGAUCUAGAUCAAUCUCAAGAUCAUACUCUCCACAGGAUGAAGAAAGGGAUCAUAGGUCUAACAGGAGAUCUCCAAGUCCAGUUGGAAAUGGUCGUAGUCCUCAGGAAGUGCGGGACCAUGCCUCUGGUAGAUCAAUGAGUCCCAAGGAUAAUCGGUUCAGUCCUUCUCUGUCUGGUUCAAGGUCAUACGACUAAUGUGCAUGUGCCUGAUCGUGAUCCUCUCUUCGUCUGAUCUUCUCUGCACUGCUUGGUUGAACGGUUGAUGGCUGAUGGGAAUGUGUGAAUCUGAGAUGUGCAAUCAGUUAUCAGUGUUUCCUCCUUUCUCUCCCUUCUGUCUCUAGGUCUAGUUACUUCAGACUGAAUAGUACUCUUCCGAUGCUAGUGGAUGUAGUCUCUUUUUCUACAUUGGCCAUUUUGAUUUCUGUACAAAUUUGUAGUUUGGGGAACAUCAGGAGAUUCAGAAUUUGAUGUCGGUUUUGUUGGUUGUUUCCCCCAAUUUGGGCUUCUGGAGUUGAUUCUUUGAGUAGAUGACUUUCAAGGUAACGACGA